Dentiscutata erythropus is the source of this 1656-nucleotide messenger RNA. The record is from the annotation of a GenBank genome assembly. NCBI's taxonomy places the organism in Eukaryota, Fungi, Glomeromycota, Glomeromycetes, Diversisporales, Gigasporaceae.
AUGACCAGCAACGAUGUACGAGACAUCCUUGAACUUCACUCAAAACCUUCAAAUUCAACAGACAUUUCUGCACCGAGUAAAAAAACAAACAAGUCAGAAAAAGAAAAGAAGCCUGAUGGAAUACCUCGAGAGCUUUUUCAGCUAAUAGGUGGUCCACCUCCAAUAGCUUUUGUAAAGCCUGCUUUUAAAGCAAAACCGAAUUUGCGUAAAAAGGCCGUUCAUUGGGAAUGGCAAAGUUUUACUAAUCAAGGGCGAGGUGAGGAUGAUCAGUUAACACUACAUCACUGGGUCAAAUGCACACCUACUUCUGAAUCUGAAGAUUCAGGAUAUUGGUUUGCCGAGUAUAACAAGAAAAUUGACAUCUUGAAAUAUGAUGAUGAAGAUUAUGAAAAAUAUUUAACGGAUAAAGAUUGGACUAAAGAGGAGACAGAUUACUUAUUUAAACUGUGUGACAAAUACGAUCUUCGUUUCAUAGUUAUUCAUGAUCGUUACGAAUAUAAGGAGCGAUCUAUUGAAGAUUUGAAAGACCGAUAUUAUUCGGUAUGUAAAAAACUUCUACAAGUUCGUCCCCCUGAGGGUAGUGAUAAAGGUGCUUUGAUCGCAAUGAAUACUUAUGACAAAGCCAAAGAGGAAAAAAGGAAAAAACACAUGUGUGCAUUGUAUCUUCGGAGUCCUGAGGAAAUUAAGGAAGAGGAAGCUUUGCUGGAAGAAUAUGAACGAAUUGAACAAAAUGAAAAAAAAUUUGCCAGAGAACGAGAAAAUCUAUUGAAAUUACUUAGUUUUCAAGAACUUUCUCAGCCUAAGCGAAAGAAGUCCCUUCUCAGUGGACCAACAACACCAACAAUGGAAGUGGGAAAUUCAAGCUUUCAUACAUCCACCGAAGUGCCAAAAAAAAAUCGUCGUACAUCGUCUUCAUCUGUUGGUUCAGCUGUUAUAGAAGUUGCUCAAUCUCCAGCAGAAGUUCAUAAUACCCCAAUAACGGCUAGGAAGGAGAAAUUCCCGCAAGGAGUAGUAGUAAGAAGUAGCAAGAUCCCAUUACCUAAGCAAACAAUGAUACUCAAAGUACAAAAGACAUUACAAGAAUUUGGAUUAGGUAUUGAUAUGAUAAAUUAUAUAUGUGGUCCUCGACCAUCAAUUCCUACCGAAACAGUGUGUGCACGGUGGGUUGAUUUACAAAAAGCUAUUCAAACACUAUUGGAUGUUAAGAAAGCGGUUGAAAAAGCUGAUCACGAAUUAAAAGCCAAAAAAGCAUUACUCCAAAAGAUAAAGCAAAAUGGGUUAGGAAGUGCUUCCAAAUCAGCGAAUGGUGGUGACGCUGGAGGAAAACAAUCGGAUGUUACAGCUAGUGUUACUGGUGAUGGCGGUGGUGACGAGAGUAAUGUUGUUCCGGCUAAGAGAGAACGGAUAACUUUAACUACUACACCACGAGAUGCUAAACAAACUAUACCUUUUUUUGGGCAUGUUUUACAAACGAACUUGUUUGAUAAAGAGGAGUUAGAUAAGUACAAGACCUAUUAUUCAGAAGAGUUUGAGUUAGAGAAUAUAGCGGAAGAAAUAGUAAAUAUAAAUGACAAUCCUGCCAUAUACUUAACUGAAGUAGAUCCUAUAGGUAUGAGUACAGGAAAUAGUGUAGGUCAAUUAAAUAAAGGAGAAAAA